This is a messenger RNA of Diorhabda carinulata, 1693 nucleotides long. It is a transcript of the gene Got2, whose product is annotated as aspartate aminotransferase, mitochondrial. Gene Ontology annotation, cellular component: mitochondrion. Gene Ontology annotation, biological process: L-aspartate catabolic process; biosynthetic process. Gene Ontology annotation, molecular function: L-aspartate:2-oxoglutarate transaminase activity; pyridoxal phosphate binding. The record is from RefSeq and is a predicted model, not a curated record. The transcript has 6 exons. Bases 257 to 1531 code for a protein of 424 amino acids. NCBI's taxonomy places the organism in Eukaryota, Metazoa, Arthropoda, Insecta, Coleoptera, Chrysomelidae.
AUAAUCACGUGACAAGAACGUCAAGCUGACGUUUCCAAAGAAUGAAUAUGCGACCUUUUUGACCUUUGAUAAUAUCUCCGGCAAUUUAACCGGUUUAUAUCAGAAGUUAUCGUUGUGUACGCGAGGUUUGCGGGGCAAGAAUUUCGACACUUAUUUUGCAGCUAUUUGAUCCGAAAUUCUAGUGAGUGACGUUGAUUAUUAUUCACUAAAAAAGUAUAUUUAACUUCAGAAAAACAACUAACUAGUUAGUAGCAUCAUGUCGAUAAAGCAAACAGUUACACUGCUGCAAAGCAAAAAUGGAAUUUGCUGCGCUUUACAGAGAGCCAACUCUUGGUGGUCCGGUGUCCAAAUGGGACCACCAGAUGCCAUCUUAGGAGUGACCGAAGCAUUCAAGAGAGACACCAACCCUAACAAAAUUAAUUUGGGAGUAGGUGCUUAUAGAGAUGAUAAUGGUAAACCAUAUGUACUCCCAUCUGUGCGUAAGGCUGAAGAAAAGAUAAAAGCUAAAGGUUUGGAUAAAGAAUAUGCCCCAAUAUCUGGUGUUCCGGAAUUCUGUAAAAGAAGUAUUGAAUUAGCUCUUGGAGAAAAUUCCCCAGCUGUGAAAAAUGGUUUAAAUGCUACAGUUCAAGGUAUUUCUGGAACUGGAGCUUUAAGGAUAGGUGGUGCAUUUUUAAAUAGUUUCUUUCCGGGUAAUAAGAUCAUUUACUUGCCAUCUCCUUCAUGGGGCAAUCAUAAUCCCAUAUUCAAACACUCCGGUUUGGAAGUUAAGAGCUACAGAUAUUACAAUCCUAAAACUUGUGGAUUGGAUGUCCAAGGAACUCUUGAAGAUAUUUCAAAAAUCCCAGAAAAAUCAAUCAUCCUUCUUCAUGCCUGUGCUCAUAAUCCAACUGGAGUUGAUCCCAACAAAGAGCAAUGGAAAGAAAUCUCCGAGGUGAUCAAAAAAAGGAACCUCUUUGUAUUCUUUGAUAUGGCAUAUCAAGGAUUUGCCACAGGUAGCGUAGACAACGAUGCAUUUGCUGUGAGAUAUUUCUUGGAGCAAGGUCACAACAUUGCUUUGGCUCAAAGUUUUGCUAAAAAUAUGGGGCUUUAUGGUGAGAGAGCAGGAGCUUUUAGUAUCAUCGGCUCCUCUAAAGAUGAAGCUGAUAGAAUAAUGUCACAAAUUAAAAUACUCAUCAGACCCAUGUAUUCAAAUCCACCCAUAAACGGUGCUAGAAUCGUUGCCGAAAUCUUGAGCGACCCAGGUUUAAAAAGCGAAUGGUUACCAGAAGUUAAGGGAAUGGCUGAUAGAAUCAUAUCUGUCCGUAAUAAACUGAAAGAAAAUUUAAAGAAGGAAGGAUCUAGUAGAAACUGGGAGCACAUUACCAAUCAAAUUGGAAUGUUCUGUUUCACUGGAAUGACUCCAGAGCAGGUGGAAAAGUUGGUGAAAGAACACAGCGUAUACCUCACCAAAGAUGGGCGUAUCUCGAUAGCUGGAGUUACAUCCAAAAAUGUUGAUUACUUAGCAAGAGCUAUGCAUUUAUCUACAAAAUAAUUAUGCUUUUAAAUAGAAUUGAAUUGUGAAAAGAAUGAUUUUUUGAGAUCAAAAGUAUUAUAUUCACCUUUAUUUACAAUUUUUUGUUGCAUGAAAAAUAUAUAUAUACACAUCUUAUAUUUUGUUAAAACAAUUUUGUUGUCAAUAGUAAGAGUUACAUUA